UCAUCGUCGUCCCAACCAUAUUAUUAUAAAAUUCGCAUCGAGACAGUUGAGUUGUCGCAGUGGCGGGUUGAUUUGGAUCUCUGGUUCUCGGCUUUUUUUAGAGAGAGAAAAAAGGCGAAACAAAGGAGAGAGAAAGAGGAGAUAGAGAGAGAGAGAGUAUAGGGGGGUUCGAUCUAUCUAUCUAUGCAAUCGACGCGAAGCUCAUUGAUUGUUCUCCGGAGUAGAUUGAUUGUUGUUGUUGAAGAUCGCACACCACCGAUUCGGCAUAAGAUCGAAAUCGAAUCGACUUUCAUAUUAUGAGCUGGUUUGACAAGCUGCGUUGCUCUUCCAAUCUCAGCCGCUUCAUUGCCGGCCUUCUCAUCUUCAUUCUUUAUCAUUCCUUUCAAUUAAUCUCCAAUUUCUUGAUUCCUAUACAUCCCUAAUUCUUCAUCUUCUUCUUCUUGUUCUUCAUCAUCAAACCUUUGCUCUGCAUUCCUUUUUUUCUUUUUUCCUUUAUGGAUCUCAAAGACUCAAUCUCCAAUAACUUUCUCGACGGCACAUUUGCCUCGCACAUUGAGAGGAAACAAAGUUCACCUCCUUCAGUCAUUGUGAUUGGUGGUGGCAUUUCGGGGAUUUCUGCUGCACAUAUACUCCACAAUGCUUCUUUUAAGGUAAUCUUGUUGGAGUCACGGGAUAGAAUUGGUGGACGUAUUCACACUGAUUACUCAUUUGGUUGCCCUGUGGAUAUGGGAGCCUCAUGGUUACAUGGUGUUUGCAAUGAGAAUCCUUUGGCUCCGCUGAUACGUGGUUUGGGGCUUACAUUAUAUCGUACUAGUGGUGACAACUCUGUUUUGUAUGAUCAUGACUUGGAAAGUUAUGCACUUUUUGAUAUGGAUGGCCGCCAAGUUCCUCAACAGAUGGUAAUUGAAGUUGGAGAGGCAUUCAAGAGAAUUUUAAAGGAGACAGAGAAAGUGAGGGAUGAACAUAGUGAUGACAUGUCCGUUCUUCAAGCAAUUUCAAUUGUGUUGGACAGGCAUCCAGAAUUAAGACAAGAAGGACUUGCCCAUGAAGUUUUACAAUGGUACAUAUGUAGAAUGGAAGCUUGGUUUGCUGUAGAUGCAGAUAUGAUAUCUCUGAAAAGCUGGGAUCAGGAGAAUGUUCUUUCUGGUGGUCAUGGACUAAUGGUGCAAGGUUAUCUCCCUGUAAUUAAGGCUCUCGCAAAAGAUAUUGACAUACGUUUGAAUCACCGGGUCAUAAAAAUAUCCAAUGGGCGUAGUAAGGUGAUGGUCACGGUUGAGGAUGGGAGGCAGUUUAUUGCAGAUGCUGCCAUUAUAACUGUACCCCUUGGAGUCCUCAAACGCAAUCUAAUUGAUUUUGAGCCUAAGCUGCCUGAUUGGAAGGUUUCUGCAAUUUCAGAUCUUGGUGUUGGCAAUGAAAACAAGAUUGCUUUGCACUUCAAUAACGUGUUUUGGCCAAAUCUGGAAUUGUUAGGCGUUGUCGCACCCACUUCUUAUUCCUGUGGCUAUUUCCUCAAUCUCCACAAAGCAACAGGCCAUCCUGUCUUAGUUUAUAUGGCUGCUGGAAGAUUUGCUUAUGACCUUGAGAAGCUAUCUGAUGAGUCUGUUUUGAAUUUUGUGAUGUUGCAGCUAAGGAAAAUGUUCCCCCAUGCAUCCGAGCCUGUUCAAUAUCUUGUAUCACGUUGGGGAACAGAUCCAAACUCAUUUGGAUGUUAUUCAUAUGAUGUGGUAGGAAAGCCCGAAGAUGUGUAUGAUAGGCUACGAGCACCAUUAGGAAAUCUAUUCUUUGCAGGUGAAGCGGUUAGCAUGGAGCACCAGGGUUCAGUACACGGAGCCUACUCAGCCGGAGUUAUGGCCGCAGGGAAUUGUCGAAGGCAUCUCAUGGAGAGGCUUGGCAGCUUGGGAAUGAUCCAGCUCAUCUCUGCAAGGGAUGAAGUUCUUGAAGCCACAGUCCCUCUUCAGAUCUCAAGGAUUUGAAAUCUCUGUCCACUUGCUAUAUAAUUGAGAACAAUUAUUGCAAGUAUUUUGCUGAUCUUAUUCAAAUUUCUUAUUUUUAUUCCCCAAAUGAUUUAGUACUAUUGUUUUCUAAUAAAUGAUUUAUUUUCCAAAAAAAGACAAUUGUUUAUAGUUUUGUAGUCCUUGGAAAAGCCUUGAUUGAGUAGUAUUUAUUUGAAGAGAAGAGUUUUUCUUUGUUCCAUGGUUCACUUCAACAGAGUGACUUUGUUAAUUUAUACAGUUGCUGUGUAAUCCAAGACAGUUCAUUCUAUUUGAUCAACUGUAUCAUUCAUACAA
Molecule: messenger RNA, 2288 nt
Organism: Camellia sinensis
Lineage: Eukaryota; Viridiplantae; Streptophyta; Magnoliopsida; Ericales; Theaceae
Gene: PAO4
Product: polyamine oxidase 4
Biological process (GO): polyamine catabolic process
Cellular component (GO): peroxisome
Molecular function (GO): polyamine oxidase activity
Source: RefSeq, a predicted model, not a curated record